GGUUGUCAUACCCUGCCACGAUGUUGCCUCGACUGGUCUGCAUCAGUGAUUAUGAAGAGCAUGCCCGAUCAGUGCUUCAGAAGUCAGUAUAUGACUAUUACAGGUCUGGGGCAAAUGAUCAGGAGACUUUAGCUGAUAAUAUCAGAGCAUUUUCUAGAUGGAAACUCUAUCCACGGAUGCUUCGCAACGUUGCUGAUAUCGAUCUGUCAACUUCUGUUUUAGGGCAGAGAGUCAGCAUGCCAAUAUGUGUUGGGGCUACUGCCAUGCAGUGCAUGGCUCAUGUGGAUGGGGAGCUGGCCACUGUGCGAGCCUGUCAGACCAUGGGAACUGGCAUGAUGCUGAGUUCUUGGGCUACUUCCUCAAUAGAAGAAGUGGCAGAGGCUGGCCCAGAGGCACUCCGCUGGAUGCAACUGUACAUCUACAAAGACCGUGAGAUCAGCAGGCAGAUAGUGAAGCGAGCUGAGCAGAAGGGUUACAAGGCCAUAUUUGUGACUGUGGACACCCCUUACCUGGGCAAUCGCAUUGAUGAUGUGCGGAACAGGUUCAAGCUGCCGCCACAACUCAGGAUGAAAAACUUCGAAACCAAUGAUUUGGCAUUUUCUCCUAAGGGAAAUUUUGGAGACAACAGUGGACUUGCUGAAUAUGUGGCACAAGCCAUAGACCCAUCUCUCAGCUGGGAUGAUAUUAAAUGGCUCAGACAAUUCACAUCACUGCCUAUUGUUGUAAAGGGCAUUUUGAGAGGUGAUGAUGCCAGAGAAGCUGUUAAACAUGGUGUGGAUGGGAUCUUGGUGUCGAAUCAUGGGGCACGGCAACUGGAUGGGGUGCCAGCUACUAUUGAUGUCCUGCCAGAGAUUGUUGAGGCUGUGGAAGGGAAGGUAGAAGUCUUCCUGGAUGGUGGAGUUAGGAAAGGCACUGAUGUUCUCAAAGCCCUGGCCCUAGGAGCCAAGGCUGUUUUUGUGGGAAGACCCAUCAUCUGGGGCUUGGCUUUCCAGGGGGAGAAAGGUGUUCAGGAUGUCCUUGAGAUACUGAAGGAAGAAUUCCGGCUGGCCAUGGCUCUGAGUGGGUGCCAGAAUGUGAAAGUCAUCGACAAGACAUUGGUGAGGAAAAAUCCUUCGGCUGUUUCCAAGAUCUGACAGUGCACAAUAUUUUCCCAUCUGUAUUAUUUUUUUUCCAGCGUGGAUUACUUGACAAAGAGACACUGUGCAGAGGGUGACCACAGACUGUAACUCCCCACUUCAAUACAAAGGGUGUCGUUCUUUUCCAACAAAAUAGCCACCCCUUCUCCUUCAUUGCUUUUGACUUUUCAAUGGGUGUCCUAGGAACCUUCUAGAAAGAAAUGGACUUGCAUCCUGGAAAUAUAUUAACUGUUAAAAAGAAAACAUUGAAAAUGUGUUUGGGCAACGUCAUCCCCUGGCAGGCUAAAGUGCUGGGGAACAAAAGAUAUCCUCUGGUGAGAUUGAAGGUAGCAUGCUGAAGUGAAAGAUACCGACCUCACUGUUUAUUAACCUGUCUUCUGUUUAGAUUUCCUUAAUACAGUGGCUCUUACCGUGUGCACUGGGCUUUGAAAUGCUGGAAAUGCCCAGAGAAACAUGAGGUUUGGAUUUGCCAUGUUGAGAGAAAGCACCGGGUAGAAUUGAAAUGGAUGGUGGUCAUUUGUGAUUUUUUUUUCUAGAGACUUCAUUUUUUUAACACCCUAUUUCUUUGAAGGUAGAUUUUUAGCUAUAUAUCGCAAGUCUGAAUAUGUCUAGAUGUUUUGUGGUGGUCACUGCAUUUGAAAGGGAUGUGUUUAGUCCACUUGGGACCACAUGGAGCUAUUUUUACUUUUGAACUUUGUCUCCUCAUUCCCAUUUUAAAGUAAGUGUCGACUUUCUAAUGCCCCUUGAAUCUUUUUCGAUUUUCUCACCUCUCCCCAUUUAUAAGUCACGUUCAGUGCCAAGUAUAUAUUUUGUGGGGUCUGCGAUGAAUAAAGAUUUGAAAUUCUUGCUCAGAAGGAAGGCAAAAA
Molecule: messenger RNA, 2002 nt
Organism: Mus pahari (shrew mouse)
Lineage: Eukaryota; Metazoa; Chordata; Mammalia; Rodentia; Muridae
Gene: Hao1
Product: hydroxyacid oxidase 1
Exons: 8
Coding region: 21-1133 (370 amino acids)
Molecular function (GO): oxidoreductase activity; FMN binding
Source: RefSeq, a predicted model, not a curated record